AAUAUUUUUUUAUAUUCAUAUUACAAUAAUUAAUAUACAAUAAAAUAUCAUAUAUUUUCUUGAUAAACAACCCAUUCAAAGCAUGAGCACAAUGACUAGUUCACAACCUAUAAUUCUGCCAAGAAAUGUGAAGGUACAGACAGUGUCUAUCUAACCCAUAGUCAAAUUUCUUUAUGACUGAAAGAGAAAAUGAGGUAAAAUUGUGAAAGGAAAAAAGUCAGACAGUAAAAAGACUAUAGACAUAGACCCUUCCAUACCAGUCCUUGAUCACGCACCCAUACAGCACAGAACUAACGAGGGCCUUUUAGUCAUUUGAGAAAGAAAGCCAGGCAACACAAACGAUUUUAGACGUUCAAGUUGUGAACAGAGUUUCGGUGGGAGGCGCUUCCUGUUGCUAUAAAUGCACCCCAACUAAGCCUAGAGUUGCAGCAUACAACACACUUCCAAAACACCCAAACUCCAUAACCUCCUUAAUUCUUCAAUUACUUCUCUUCUUUCCUUUUGCUCCCUCCAUUUUUUUCUUGCAGAUAACCUGCUUGCACCUCUUCUUACGUUGAUCCUCACGUUUUUACGAGGAUCAUCACACCGUUCAGGAAGAGGGACCAAUUUUUCCAGUGACCUUCUUCCUAUACAUUAACUGUCAAACUUUUCCCCUUUGGCUUCUUCAAGUUUUCUGGUUGCCAGUAACCAUGGAGGGAAAGCGAGGUAACUUCAACAACACACAACAUGAACUCCGAGACAGUGCUAAUAUUGGGUCUUCUUUAUCAAAUCUCAUACUAUCAAGCAGCAGCACAAACACCCUGGACUCGAUUUUCUCCGAUUGUCCCACAACAAAUAACACUGCUAGUGCUGCUACAACUAACUCUGUUAUGGAUUACUUUGAGCCCUUCGGCGUUUCAAGUUUUGAGCCACUGGGCUCCUCUGUCUACCUCCGCCAGAGAGACAUCCUGCAAAAAUUCUACCAGGAAAGCCGUUUGAACGGGUCUCCCGUCCCCACUUCCUUUGCAAAUCCAUCUCUCAACGCUGCUCCAUACACGAGUUCCUUCACUUCUUUACUGAACCCUGCCAAGAAAAAGCUAUACAGGGGAGUGAGACAGAGGCACUGGGGGAAAUGGGUUGCUGAGAUUAGACUCCCUCAGAACAGAAUGAGGGUCUGGCUCGGCACCUACGACACAGCUGAAGCUGCUGCAUACGCGUAUGAUCGCGCAGCUUACAAGCUCCGCGGAGAAUACGCGCGUUUGAAUUUCCCAAAUCUGAAGGAUCCUAGCAAGCUGGGGUUCGGAGAUUCCACCAGGUUGAACGCAUUGAAGAGCUCUGUUGAUGCCAAAAUUCAAGCCAUAUGCCAGAAGGUGAAAAGGGAGAAAGCCAAAAAGAAUGCUGCCAAGAAAUUGAACGACACAAAACGUGAGAAGCAGCGUGAAGAAGAAUCACAGAAGAAGGUGGAUUCAGCUUCUAGUUCCUCAUCAUCACUACCACCGUUGUCACCUUCGAAUUUUUAUGACAGCUGGGUGAAUGAGUUGUUUUCGCCGAGUGUUUCAGAGGAUGGGAUUUGGAAAGGGGAGAACUCACCGAGCUCUGUUUCAACAGCAAUGGUAACAGAGGAAACAGAGUUCGGAGGUUGUUCCUUGGAAAGGUUGCCUUCAUUUGAUCCUGAGUUGAUUUGGGAAGUUCUGGCUGUUUAGAAGAUUAUUAAGUCUUGGUUAUAGAUUAAUAGUAGUUAAUUUAUAGCAAGCGCUGUAGUGUAAAGGAAAACUAGUCUUGAUUAUGGUCUAGUGGGUAUGCAUGUAUGUAUGAUCAGAAUGGUGUGAGGUUCAUUAGCAUUUUAAGUAGGAUUGUUAUGGCUAUCAUUUCUGCCUUGCUUUUUUUUGUUCAAGGCUUCAGGAUUUUUCCUAUGACAGUUGUUGUGAUAGGUUAUAUCUCCAUUUUUAAUGUUGCCUAGUGAUAUUAUCAUCUUGUGUAAACUGUCCUAUUCUCUAUCCAUAAUAGCUAAUACAAUCGGAUUGUGAUUUUGAUCUAA
Molecule: messenger RNA, 2017 nt
Organism: Lotus japonicus
Lineage: Eukaryota; Viridiplantae; Streptophyta; Magnoliopsida; Fabales; Fabaceae
Product: ethylene-responsive transcription factor ERF061
Exons: 1
Coding region: 690-1682 (330 amino acids)
Biological process (GO): regulation of DNA-templated transcription
Molecular function (GO): DNA binding; DNA-binding transcription factor activity
Source: RefSeq, a predicted model, not a curated record